Messenger RNA from Megalobrama amblycephala (Wuchang bream), 555 nucleotides. RefSeq names its product complement C1q-like protein 4. The transcript is spliced from 4 exons. The record is from RefSeq and is a predicted model, not a curated record. NCBI's taxonomy places the organism in Eukaryota, Metazoa, Chordata, Actinopteri, Cypriniformes, Xenocyprididae. Bases 1 to 555 code for a protein of 184 amino acids. Gene Ontology annotation, molecular function: protein binding.
AUGCAAAUCAUACAGAAGUUCAUUGUGAAUCUAUACGUACUAAAGGAACUUGGAGACACAGAUAACCAACUCUUGAAAACUCUGGAAACCAGACUUACUAACAGUGAAGCUCAGAUUGAGAAACUCCAAAAGGAAAACCGAGACAAACCAAAGGUGGCAUUUUCAGCUGCAUUGGGAUCAAAUGAUUUCUUUGGACCAGUUAACGCAGAUACAACACUGAUUUACAAGAAAAUCUACAGUAAUGUUGGUGAUGCCUAUAACAAGUCCACAGGGAUUUUCACAGCACCGGUACGAGGAGUUUACUAUUUCAGUUUCUUCUACCAUUGUGGAGUUAGUAAUCCAACAUUGUUGGCCUUGUAUAGAAAUGGAAAGCAAGAAACAUUAACAAAACAUCACAAGAGUGACGGUCCUACAGAGAACGGAGGCAAUGCCUUAACGCUGCAUUUGGAGAAAGGGGAUCGAGUCUAUAUGGUACUCAAAAAGUAUUCAUGGAUCUGGGAUGAUGUCUCAGAAAAUGUCACAGUGUUCAGUGGUUUUCUUAUCAAUGCCAUGUAA